Messenger RNA from Heterostelium album PN500, 468 nucleotides. It is a transcript of the gene cbpH, whose product is annotated as EF-hand domain-containing protein. Gene Ontology annotation, molecular function: calcium ion binding. The coding region runs from base 1 to 468 and encodes 155 amino acids. NCBI's taxonomy places the organism in Eukaryota, Evosea, Eumycetozoa, Acytosteliales, Acytosteliaceae. Gene Ontology annotation, cellular component: endoplasmic reticulum. The transcript has 3 exons. The record is from RefSeq and is a predicted model, not a curated record.
AUGUCCGUAUUUGACGAAAUUGAUGAAAAUGUCAAGAAGUUCUUAGACAGAUUUGAUGGAAAUGGAGAUGGAGAGGUAUCUUUUGAUGAAGUUGUCAACAAAUUGACUGCCCAGAAAGUCAAAGAUCCACAAGGAACUGCUUACAAAAUCUUCAAGCAAAUUGAUGAGAAUGGAGAUGAAAAAAUCACCAUCAAUGAACUCAGAAUGAAUUCCAACAAAUUCAAGAAAAAUGAAAUUGAUCAAUUGAUCAAGAAAGAAAUCGAGUUUUUCUUUAAAAACUAUGAUGUUGAUAACGAUCAAGUUUGUACUUUUGAGGAGGUUUAUAAUUUCUAUGAAAAGAGAGGAGAUAAGCGCCCAGAAGCUAGAACCAUGGCUAUUUUUUCUGCUUUUGACAAGGAUAAAUCAAGCACAAUUACCAAGGAAGAAUGUAAUACCAGAUUCUUGAACAAGAAGUUUGGUCAAGUAUAG